Phytophthora infestans T30-4 is the source of this 1846-nucleotide messenger RNA. Its product is annotated as ATP-binding cassette sub-family F member 2. The record is from RefSeq and is a predicted model, not a curated record. The transcript has 2 exons. Gene Ontology annotation, molecular function: ATP binding; ATP hydrolysis activity. The coding region runs from base 50 to 1846 and encodes 598 amino acids. NCBI's taxonomy places the organism in Eukaryota, Oomycota, Peronosporomycetes, Peronosporales, Peronosporaceae.
GGUGGUUUUGCGCACAGCUUCUUCGUAAGAGCAACAAACUACCGCAACCAUGGCUCGUGAGAAGAAGGAACCACGUGUGAAGAGAGAGCGGAAGGGAAAAAAAGAGUCGCGCAAGAAGGCGGCUGAGGAGAAGAAGGCCGCCGAGAAGGCUGAGGCGCUCGAGAACAUGUCACAAGCUGACCGCCUCGCUGAGGAAGGCAUCAUCGCAACUUGCUCGCACAACGUUCGCUCUGUUCACAAAAACUUUAAGGACAUUAACGUGCUCAACUUCAGCAUCACUUACUUCGGUAAGGUACUCAUGGAGGAGUGCGACAUUUCGCUAAACUACGGUCGCCGCUACGGACUCAUCGGCCGCAACGGUUCUGGUAAGUCCACCUUUAUGAAUGUGCUUGGCGCGCGUGGAAUCCCCAUCCCGGAGAGCAUCGACAUAUAUCAUCUGAAGCACGAGAUUGAAGCCAGCGACAUGACAGCACUCGAGGCGGUACUGUCCGUCGACAAGGAGCGUAACAAGCUCCAGGCCGAGGCUGACGAGCUCUCGGAGCAGAUGACCGACGAUUCUCUAAGCGAGGAAGACAGCGAGGCUAUCUCGGACCGCCUCACGGAUCUGUACGAGCGUCUCGACGACAUGGAUGCCGCCACUGCCGAGGUCCGUGCUCGCCAGAUCCUUGCUGGUCUGACGUUUUCGGACGCCAUGAUGAACAAGAAGACCAAGGAAUUUUCUGGUGGUUGGCGGAUGCGUAUUGCGCUGGCUCGUGCUCUGUUCAUUCAACCGACGCUGCUGCUCCUCGAUGAGCCAACCAAUCACUUGGACAUGGAGGCCGUCGUCUGGCUUGAAGACUAUUUGUCCAAGUGGAAGAAGAUUCUGCUCAUGAUUUCGCACUCGCAGGAGUUCAUGAACGAGGUCUGCACGAAUAUCAUUGACCUUACCAACAAAAAGCUCGAGUACUACGCUGGUAACUACGACACGUACGUGCGUACGAAAGCCGAGAAGGAGGAGAACCAGAUGAAGCGUUACAACUGGGAGCAAGACCAGAUCAAGCACAUGAAGGAGUACAUUGCCAAGUUUGGUCACGGUUCCGCCAAACUCGCCCGUCAAGCCCAGAGUAAGGAGAAGACGCUGGCCAAGAUGGUGCGUGAUGGUCUUACGGAGAAGGUCGAGAAGGAGUCGAUUGGCGACUUCAAGUUUCCCAACCCAGAACCGCUGCCACCUCCGGUGCUUAUGUUUCAGAAUGUGGCGUUCGGUUACCCGAACUGCCCUCUGCUGUACUCUGGCGUCGAGAUGGGUCUGGAUUUGGACUCGCGUGUCGCCCUUGUUGGUGCAAACGGUACGGGUAAGACCACGCUGCUAAAGUUGAUCACAGGAGACCUGGUGCCUGUUGCAGGCAACGUCCGACCACACAGCAAGCUGCGUAUUGCUCGUUUCAGCCAGCACUUCGUCGAUGUGCUGGAUCUGUCUAAGACACCACUCGAGUAUUUCCGCUCGCUUUUCCAGACCAAGUCGGUGCAGACACAAAUUAUGGGCCAGUUGUCUGACGGUCAGAAGAGUCGUGUCGUGUUCGCUUAUAUGGCGCAGCAGAACGCUCACAUGCUGCUGCUUGAUGAGCCUACGAACCACUUGGACAUGGAGUCAAUCGAUGCCCUGGCUCGUGCCAUUAACAACUUCAGUGGUGGAAUGUUGCUGGUUAGCCACGACAUGCGAUUGAUUUCCCAGGUUGCCAAGGAGAUUUGGCUGGUGGAAAACCAGUCUAUUAAGGUGUACCAGGGUGAGAUUUCCGACUUUAAGAUGCGCGUGCGUAAGCAGCUUAAGCUGGCGGACAAGGAGCCCGCCAUGCCUGCCGACGAGUAA